AUGAUCUGCUACAUUUUAUUUGUUUUGAAUAUUCUCGUUUCCGUCACCAAUGGAGCAACGGCGGCAUACGAUCCCACCGAAAUCUUCUUCAUCAAUUGCGGCGCUACCUACAACACAGUCGACGGUGGCCGAACUUGGACGUCGGAGGAGCACAAGCUUAUGGCGUCGAAUAUACUCAACGCAUCGUUCUCUUCAAAUGUUUUAUACAAAGACGUUGUGGAUUACCAGAUUCCGUACAUGGAAGCUCGGAUUUUCCAAUCUGAAUUCACCUACAGUGUUCCACUCUCUCCCGGCUUGAAAUUCCUCCGGUUAUACUUUUACCCGACCCGUUACAUAUCCGGUUUCGACGCCGUCAAUUCAUUCUUCUCCGUCACCGUCAACGGUUUCACUCUCUUGAAAAACUUCAGUCCCGAUUUAACCAUAAGGACUUCCAAAACCGGAAUCAAGUCAAACCUGAAAGUGCAUAUUCGUGAGUUUAUCGUUCCGGUUAACCAGUCUCUCAAUCUCACCUUCACGCCGUCUCCGAAUUCGGUAGCUUUCGUAAACGGCAUCGAGAUUGUUUCCAUGCCUGAUCGGUUUUAUUCAAAGGGAGGUUUUGACGACGUCAUCACAAACGUUGUUAGCACCGUUGACUUUGAAAUUGAUAACACAACGGCUUUCGAGACCAUUCACCGGUUAAACGUAGCCGGCCAAGACGUCAUUCUCAAGAUGAGUGAUUUUGACAGUAAUCUCGCUGGACCUAAUCCAAAUCCUACACCAAAAUCUGUAACGCAGGAUAUAAGAAAAGGCAAAGGCAAAUCACAUGUUGUGGUUAUAACACUCACAGUGAUUGGUCUCGCAAUUGGGCUGGUGACGUUCAUUGUUAUCCUCAAGUUGUUGAUGCGUCAGAUGAAGAGGAAGAAGAAUAGGAAGGAAAAUAGUGUCAUCAUGUUCAAGGUUUUAUUGAAACAAUACACUUACGCAGAAGUGAAGAGAAUUACAAAGUCAUUUUCACACAUUGUUGGGAAAGGAGGAUUUGGAACUGUCUAUGGAGGAAGCCUCUCUAACGAUCGUAAGGUUGCGGUAAAGGUAUUGAAGGAUUUGAAGGGAAAUGGUGAAGAUUUCAUCAACGAAGUUGCUAGCAUGAGCCAAACAUCUCAUGCAAACAUUGUAUCUCUUCUUGGUUUCUGCAAUGAAGGGUCCAAAAGAGCAAUUAUAUAUGAGUUUCUAGAGAAUGGGUCCUUGGAUCAGUUCAUCUCUAGAAAGAAGCCAUUGACUCUCGAUGUGACAACGCUAUAUGCCAUCGCGCUAGGCAUUGCUCGUGGAUUGGAGUACUUGCAUUACGGAUGCAAAACAAGAAUUGUGCAUUUGGACAUUAAACCUCAGAAUAUUCUGCUAGAUGGCAAUCUUUGUCCUAAAGUCUCAGACUUUGGCCUUGCUAAAUUAUGUGAAAAGAGAGAAAGCAUUAUGUCACUGAUAGAUGCAAGAGGAACUAUAGGUUACAUUGCACCUGAGGUGUUCUCAAGAAUGUAUGGCGGAAUCUCCCAUAAGUCAGAUGUGUACAGUUAUGGAAUGUUGGUCCUCGAGAUGAUCGGAGCAAGAAACAAAGAAAUAAUUGAAACCACAGCUUCCAACGCUAGCUCAACCUACUUUCCUGAUUGGGUCUAUAAGGAUCUUGAAAACGGACAACAACAAACGUGGAGACUUGGAGAUGAGAUAACUAAAGAGGAAAAAGAGAUUGCAAAAAAGAUGGUCUUGGUGAGUCUCUGGUGUAUUCAACCUUGCCCAACAGAUCGUCCAUCGAUGAACAAAGUCGUCGAGAUGAUAGAGGGAAGUCUGGAUGAUCUUGAAGUCCCCCCUAAGCCUUCUAUGCAUAUUUCCACAAGGUUUAUUCCUGAAUCUUCUUCACUUACUUCACUUUCUAAUGGCGAGGAAGAUGGGGAAAACUCAAACCUUUGA
Molecule: messenger RNA, 1938 nt
Organism: Eutrema salsugineum
Lineage: Eukaryota; Viridiplantae; Streptophyta; Magnoliopsida; Brassicales; Brassicaceae
Product: probable receptor-like protein kinase At5g39020
Biological process (GO): protein phosphorylation
Molecular function (GO): protein kinase activity; ATP binding
Source: RefSeq, a predicted model, not a curated record